Messenger RNA from Nicrophorus vespilloides, 664 nucleotides. Its product is annotated as serine/threonine-protein phosphatase 2B catalytic subunit 2-like. Gene Ontology annotation, molecular function: calmodulin-dependent protein phosphatase activity; calmodulin binding. Gene Ontology annotation, biological process: calcineurin-mediated signaling. Gene Ontology annotation, cellular component: calcineurin complex; cytoplasm. The record is from RefSeq and is a predicted model, not a curated record. NCBI's taxonomy places the organism in Eukaryota, Metazoa, Arthropoda, Insecta, Coleoptera, Silphidae.
UUGCAACCGCAAUGAUUCGACGCGAGUUCCAUGUGCGCAACUGAGCUCUGGCUGGGUCGCGCUGUUUGCUCCAUCUUGAGUAGAAUAUUAGCUUGUGGACUGUGUGUGUAUAAUUGUGCGUUAAAAAUCCGAUGUUUACAGUUUAAAGUGUGUAGAAUUUGAUACGAGAAAUGUCUUCGAAUAAUCAGAAGCUAUCGACCACGCAACGCAUGAUACAAGCCGUUCCGUUCCCGCCGAGUUCCAAGUUAACUGUAGCCGAAGUAUUCGAUACGCGGACGCAUAAGCCACGGCCGGAUGUGCUAAAGCAACAUUUUAUCCUCGAGGGACGGAUCGACGAGCAGGCCGCCCUCAAGAUCAUCAAUGAUGGGGCUGCACUUCUUCGCGCCGAGAAGACCAUGAUUGACAUUGAAGCACCAGUUACAGUGUGCGGUGACAUUCAUGGCCAGUUUUACGACCUCAUGAAAUUGUUCGAGGUUGGAGGUCCUCCGGCUAGUACAAAAUACCUGUUUCUUGGUGAUUAUGUGGAUAGAGGAUAUUUUAGUAUAGAGUGCGUGCUGUACCUGUGGGCCCUUAAGUUGUGUUACCCAACAACGCUGUUCCUUCUUCGUGGAAACCACGAGUGUCGUCACCUUACCGAAUACUUCACUUUCAAACAAGAAUGUAA